Messenger RNA from Aspergillus heteromorphus CBS 117.55, 1944 nucleotides. Its product is annotated as cytochrome P450. Bases 56 to 1567 code for a protein of 503 amino acids. NCBI's taxonomy places the organism in Eukaryota, Fungi, Ascomycota, Eurotiomycetes, Eurotiales, Aspergillaceae. The transcript has 8 exons. Gene Ontology annotation, molecular function: iron ion binding; monooxygenase activity; heme binding. The record is from RefSeq and is a predicted model, not a curated record.
CUGAUAUUCACCUUUGCCAAUAACCGCCAUAGCCCAAGCAUCUUCAGCAUAGACGAUGGUUUUAACUUCCCUGGCCGUCUUAUGGCCAGGCCUAACCGACCAAUCCUCCUACCUCCUCCUCGCAGCCCUCAUCGCCACCACCGCAACUUUCCUCCUCCACUUCCUGGACCCUCUAUCCUCCAUCCCGGGACCCUUCUGGGCCCGCUGGUCACCCCUCUGGAUGAUCAACCACUCCCUCAACGGCGACAUGCACCGCACCAUGAUCCACCUCCACGACAAGCACGGCGCCCUCGUCCGCACAGGGCCAAAGGAGGUCAGCACGUCCGAUCCAUCGGCGAUCCAGGAGAUCUACGGUUCGUGCGUCGGAUCCAAGUUCAUGAAAAGCGACUGGUACAGCGUGUGGCAGGGUCGACGCAAAUUCGACCUCUUUCCCGAGCGCGACGCGAAGGUGCAUGGGUCGCAGCGCCGAUUCGUGAAUUCGAUUUACUCGAUGAGCGGGUUGAGGGAGCUGGAGCCGUAUCUCGAUGAUGUGUUGAGGGUGUUGCUUGAUCGGCUGGGGGAGGUGGAUGGGAAGAGGAUCGAUAUGAGCUAUUGGGCUCAGUUGUUUGCGUUUGAUGUAAUCGGUGAACUCACUUUCUCGAAACGGUUCGGCUUCCUUGACACGGCCAACGAUAAAGGAACCUUUGCGCAGAUUGAAAGUGCACUUCAGUCUGCCGCGUGGAUCGGACAGGUGCCCUGGCUAUACUGGGUGCAUGAUUGGCUGGCGCCGUGGAUUGGAAACCACCUCGGAAUCACGAACCGGAAUGGCAUCCUCCGGCAGAUCGCAGCGAAGGAGGUCGAACAGCGCAAGACCAGGGAUGGCGCGCACCGAGACAUCCUGGAGAAGUUGAUGAAGGUGCAUCGCAAAACUCCGGAGCAGUUCGAUGGGACGGCCGUGUUGUCGAUGGCAUCGAGCAAUAUUUUUGCUGGGAGUGAUACCACGGCUAUUUCUAUCGGGGCGAUCCUGUAUUAUUUGUGCAAGUACCCGGAUUUCAAAGCGAGGCUGGUGGAUGAGAUUCUGGCCGAGGCGAAGGAGGGGAGCAUUGAGCGGGGACUGGUGCCGUGGGAGGUCGCGAGGAAAAUGCCCUACUUGCAGGCUUGUAUCCAUGAGGGCUUGCGGUGUCAUCCGGCCGUUGGGAUGUCCAUGCCACGGGUUGUGCCGGCGGAGGGCAUUACGGUAGAUGGGAAGUAUCUUCCCGGUGGGACCGUCAUCGGAGCCAACCCAUGGGUCGUGCACCGGAACAAGCAGGUCUUCGGGGAUGACGCGGAUACCUUUCGACCCGAUCGGUGGCUCGAGGAUGAUGCAAAUGUAAAAGAACGAUUCUUCCUUGCAUUCGGGGCGGGAUCGCGAACCUGUUUGGGCAAGAGUUUGAGUUUGAUUGAGAUCUCCAAGCUUUUGCCGUGCUUAUUGCUCGAAAAUGAUAUGGAAUUCGCGGAUCCUAGUGCCGAUAUUGUGGAAAGCUGCUGGUGGUUUGUGAAGAUCCAAGGGCUGUUCCUCCGUUUGACACGGCGGGAGGGCUUUUCUUGAAUGACCGUGUAUUGGUUAUCGUAAAGAGACGAGUUGGUGUCGCAAAUACCCCGUUCCAUGUUGACAGGGAGCUUAGCGGCGUACCUACGGCUCUAUAUAGUGGAAGACUACUCAUUACGAGCAGUACGAGUCGGGUGUUUAGAAGUCCUCUCCCAAGGAUCUCUCUCUGAUUAUCUACUGGGAUCGGUGAAUUCUAGCAGUGUCGAUUGGUCUAUCUUGAACGAACCUCGGUUAGUACAUAAGAGGUGUAAAGGCUUUGAAUGAAGUCCUCCUUUCGCGCAGUGAUCAUCCUGUCAAAACGGCACUUUGGACCUUUCUUAAUGGCACAUAUCAUACUUCUCUCUGUCAUGCGAUUCCUACUUCUUCCGGAACAUAUU